AUGGGCCGGCUUGGCCGGAGUGAUACCACGGCCCCACAGAAAACCAACGUGAAACAACGCUUGCGUUGUUUCACGUCGUAUAAAUUCCCGUAUCCAAGUCAGAGUAUCGCCAUAAUUCAUUUCAAGUACCCAAACUGGGAGUACAUAAGACACAACAACACUGAAAAGGGUUUAAACGAAGAGAAACUAACAUUCUCUAUGGACAGAUUUUUGAAAUCUGCUCAUGUUUUAAAGAGGACUGUGACUAAAGACAUCAUUAUGGAGUGUCCUGCGUUACACGAACUUCCAGAUUUGAACUUGAAAUAUUAUCUCAAUUUAAUACGAGGUGGAGCUACGCACAUUGGAUGUGGUCUCUCUGCUUACUCCAAAUACAAAAUUGAUGGUCAAACUGAGUCUAUUCAGAACAGUGUACAAGUAGUAUGCAAUAUCUCAGAGGGUCCCCAACCGGGAGAACCUCUGUACAAUACUGACCCUCCAAUGCCUGGUCUGGGGUUCACUAAGCGCUGUGGCUGUCCACAAGGAUCCAAGGAAACCAGGAACUGUCUCUGUGAAAGAGUAUCAGAUGAAUGGACAACUACAACAGUUCGUCCCACUACUACUUCACGCCCGAUCACACCAACACUGGAAAUCAAAAAUAAAAAAACAGAUUAUAAUAAUUACAAAACUAUUACAUUCCUCCCUCACUGGGAAUACAAAAAACAGAAUUUUGUAGCAGACGAUACAAAACCGGAUAGCAAAAGUAAAAGUAUUGAAAACCCAACCGCCGAGGAUAAUGAUUACAACUUCGAAAUAAAAAUGCCUGAUCAUGCUGUGUAUCCAAUAAAAAAUAGUCCUGUAAUCAAAGCUAGCAAGAUCAAUGGAAUGGGUGGCAGAAAUAAUGAAAUACGUGGCUUCAGACCGAGUAAUAUAAAAGCAUUCAGUAAUAAGAAUAUAGAUGAUAUCAAACCAAAAUAUAUAUAUGGAAAGAAGACUGAUGAAUCUAAUGAAUCAUUGCAGCAGCUACAGCUAAUAACAAAGUCAAUAGUACCAAAAAAGAAAUACUUCCCAAAACUAAAUAAUGAGAAAAACAAAUCAUUUAUAAAGGAACCUAUGGUAUCAAGCCUCAUUGAAGCCCAGGAUCAGAGCUUUGAAAUGAAAAAGCCUUUAUCAAAUAGUGCAGAUAUUGCAGACGAUGAAAUUAUGUACAAUAUAUUUGAAGAUGUUCCAACUGAAAGUGCAUUAAAUAAAGCAGAAGACAAUUUUGUUGUUAACUAUCAAAACAGAAAACCAACCCGUUAUCCUAAUAAAGACGAUUUAUUAAUUAUAAAAGAAAAUACGGGCAUCAAAAGAUUAAAGAAUAUCUUAAGUAUGUUGGAACAUGAAGUCAGAAAUAUCAAAUUUGACGUCAAUCUAAAGCAUUUUUUCGAUGUGAAAAUGAAACAAAUUUACAAAGCCGCUGUAAAUAAAAAUCAGGAUAAUACAUCUAUGAAAUCACCGUUUAAACAACAAGCAGCGAAUAUUAUGAGGGACAUAAAAUACUAUCCUGAUAAUAAUUAUAAUAUAAACAAUGAUGAUGAAGUUCAAGUGAUGAUGAAAACUAUGAAAAACGAAAACAAUAUAGAACAAAGCACUAAAGCAGAUAAAACCUAUAGUUAUACACGCAGUCAAAGUGAUAGUGUCGACAAUACGGAUCGUAACUAUGAUUACGUGGAACACAAAUAUGAAGAAACUCCAAUCGAAACGCAAAAACAUAUUCAAAGUGAAAUUGAUAAUGCUUACGAAGACACUCCUAUCGUCGAUUCAGAUUCUAGAAAUAUUUAUAAAAUAAGUCAAAAACAAUGGCUGAACAAAUAUCAUAGCAAUGAUUUUAAGUACAAAGACAUUUUAACUGGCAAAUACUCUGUAGAUCGCGAAUACGAAGAGGCCAAUGAAAUCCCAAUAAACUAUGAGAUUAGAAAUCAAGAAACUCUAUUGGCUAAUAACGGCAGUGCUGACGUUAGAAAGAAGCUACCAUUAAAUUUGAUUGGAUUUAAAAACUCUGAUAAGUUUGAUGGAACUAUAGAUGAUUUAAGUCCGAAUGAACUAUUAGAAAUAAUUAACUCUAGAAGACAAGAUAUACCGGAAAGAAAAAAUAUUCGAAUAUCAAUUUAUGAAAAAGAAAGACCUAUAUCCGAUAACAAUGAUCUUAACAAUUUAGAAAUAAGGUCAACUAAAUACCAAGAAAGUAAGCCACAAUUUACUCGUUCGCAACAAAUGCAAUUUGAUCGACAAAACAAAAAUGGUGACCGACGUCAAAUGCUUUUGUUGCGACCGCAAAUAGAAAGUUCAACAUAUAGAACCAAUAUUGUAGAACAGAGGCCACCACCAUACGCAAAUGAAAGGGACAAUGUGUUUGAAAAUAAAUAGUAAAUUAAUAUUAAGGAUUUACUUUUUCACAUGUCAAACAAUGCUAAUAAAAUCAACAA
Messenger RNA from Spodoptera littoralis (African cotton leafworm), 2444 nucleotides. NCBI's taxonomy places the organism in Eukaryota, Metazoa, Arthropoda, Insecta, Lepidoptera, Noctuidae. The record is from the annotation of a GenBank genome assembly.